Molecule: messenger RNA, 1470 nt
Organism: Trypanosoma theileri
Lineage: Eukaryota; Euglenozoa; Kinetoplastea; Trypanosomatida; Trypanosomatidae
Product: cystathionine beta-lyase-like protein
Exons: 1
Coding region: 1-1470 (489 amino acids)
Biological process (GO): 'de novo' L-methionine biosynthetic process; transsulfuration
Cellular component (GO): cytoplasm
Molecular function (GO): pyridoxal phosphate binding
Source: RefSeq, a predicted model, not a curated record
AUGUCAAAUACUAUCGACGAAAAGGACAAGAUUAUUCUCUCUUUGCGGGAAGAAAAUAAGAUAUUGUGGGAACGUUUAACACAAUUUGAGACAAUGCAUGCCAUUGUUGCUGCUAAUAAACCUUCUCAUACAGUGCUUUCAGCACUUGAAAAGGAACGUGAACACUUGGAACGUUCUACAAAGCCAAUGCGGUUUAAGCGUUCUUCUUCAAUUCCAUAUGUUGAUUUACCAACAUACCCUUCACGACCUCACUUUGAGAAGGCUGCUGAACAUCCCAGUACGCAACUUGUCGUAUUUGAUGGUUGUCCUAAUGAUCCUUAUCAUCCUUCAUCUAUGCCUAUAUAUCAAACUUCUACCUUUGUUCAACCUGAUAUUACCGAAUUUGGACCAUACGACUAUACACGAAGUGGAAACCCAACCCGAACUGCCUUGGAAACUCUUACAGCAAAGUUAGAGGGUGCUCACUCCGCCUUUGCCUUUACCUCCGGUAUGGCGGCCCUUCAAACAGUUGUGGCUACACUUGAUGCUGGAAGUGUUAUAUUGGCCAGUUCAGAUUUGUAUGGUGGUAUGUAUCGACUUUUAACCCAAGUGGCUAAUCGAAUGGGUAUCGAUGUGGAAUUUGUUGAUACAUGGGAUUUAGAAGCAGUAAAAUCUAAAAUGUCAGAGCGUGUGAAACUACUACAUAUUGAAAGUCCGACAAAUCCGCUUAUGCGUAUUGCAGACAUCAGGGCUCUUUGUGAGAUUGCUCAUAAGAAUAACGUGAAGGUAUCAAUAGAUAAUACCAUGAUGAGUCCUGUGCGAUGUACCCCAAUUCCUCUUGGAUGUGAUUAUGUUAUUCAUAGUGCAACCAAAUUCCUUUGUGGACACAGUGAUACUAUGGGUGGUAUUGUUUGUGUUAAAAGUGAAGAUCUUGCUAAACGAGUGGCAUUUCUUCAAAAUGCACAAGGUAAUGCACUGAGUCCAUUUGACUCAUGGUUGCUUCUACGCGGUUUAAAAACACUCUCUAUACGUGUGGAAAAACAAGAAUUAAAUGCUGUUGCAGUGGCUCUAUUCCUCAGUCAUCAGACACAUGUAGUCAAACGAUUACAUUACCCCGGUAUUAACCCGAAACUCUAUCCAGAUGUUUCUAGUCUCACCGAGAAGGAUUUUGAAACUCACCGUUCACAAGCAUCCGGUCCAGGAACUGUUCUUUCAUUUGAGACUGGUGAUACAAAACGAUCACACCGUUUUGUACGUGCAUUAAAAUUAUUUAAAUUGACAGUGAGCUUUGGAAGUUGCAACUCCCUCGUUGAGCUUCCUUGUUUACUCUCACAUGCAUCCAUACCGAAGGAGAAGCAAACACUCCCGCGUGACAUUAUUCGUCUUUCAAUUGGUAUUGAACAGAUUGAAGACAUAGUCGCGGACAUUGCUCAAGCAAUCGAUGUGGCAGCGGAAGAAGUAUCUUCAGACUCAACUGAUUGCUCCUGUUGA